AUGCCAGGAGUUCCAUCCAGUCGAGGCUGCGACUCUUGUCGCCAGCAAAAGAAAAAGUGUGAUUUAAAACAGCCAGUCUGCACCCGCUGCACCCGCCUCCACCUGAAAUGCGUAGGUUCCGGUCAGCAACGCUACAAAUUCAAGGAACAACCCUUGAGCCCAGCGUCGCAACACGACCAAUAUCCGGCUCCCGGCCACAUGUUCCCGGCCGGGUCUCCAGCGCGAUCACCAAGUAAUGAGUCUACGAUGGUAGCGCAGGCCUUUGUGUCGGCAUUACAAGUAACGGAUCUUCGCUACAACCUCAGCACUUACGGGACCUUUCUCUAUGAUAUUCCACGGCGUCUAGGGAGCAAUGCUGUUUUAGAUGCCGCUGCCAAUGUUAUGGGUAGUGCGUUUCCGUUUUUGCAUGCCAGGCAAUAUCCCCCUCAUGUGCUUGUGCGCUAUGGACGGGCUCUGCGAACGCUGAGGACUUGUUUGGAUGAUCCGGUUGAAGCGCCAACGCCUAAUACUCUGUGUGCAAUUUACUUGAUUAUUAUAUGCCAGGGCUGGCUUGGAAAGGCCGAUGGCAACUGCCCGAGUCACGGACAAGCCAUUGCGCAUCUGCUCAGGGCUGCCGUCUUGCGGGAGUGGACAAGCACCUUCGAGGCAGAUAUGGUGUUAACAUUAUGUUUACCCGUGAUUCUAGAAAGUAUCGCCAACCCCAGUCUCAGAUUCGAUCCGACAUUUUGGGACAAUGCAAUGGCUUUUACACGGCGCAGCUCUAUGGCUCGCGAGUCCAGUACCGGACAGUCAACAAUUGGGCUACGCCGACUAGCAAAAAUCCCAGAUUUCCUGCGGUUCCCAGACCCGCAUCUCCACGAGAUCACAGCAACCUACCAGCGUAUGCGCGACCAGUCCUACAGAAUGCGUCACCAGCUAGCCCAAUGGUCUCGAGUAGCUCCAUCCUCUUCAAUGGAAUACGCCCGCUACCGCGCAGCAUACUGCAUCCUAGUUGCACUGGCCGUCACUCUGAACUCGAUCCUGGGCGCCUUCGAUCCCAGCAACAGCGCGCUGGCGGGCGAGGCCGCCUUCUUCUGUGAGGAGAUUGCCACUACCGCCGAACUGGCCUCGUGCCAUCGCCCGCUCGGUGCUGGCUAUGCGUCGCUGUGUCUGGUGGCUGCGUGGGCGGCCGUGCUGGACCCGCGGCAGUUGGCCCGCAUCGAGGGUAUUCUGCUCGAGUACCAGACUGAUUUUCCCGAGGUGCAGUGGUUUGAUCGGGCUGUUUGGCUGAGGACUACGUUUGCCAAUCUGCGUCAGAGAGUCGCGGAGAGAGCUAGUGUGAGCGAUUUUGAACACAGCAGGCUUUUUGCGGCGAAUGAGGCUUGUGUGGUCUUGUAA
Messenger RNA from Penicillium alfredii, 1377 nucleotides. Its product is annotated as Zn(II)2Cys6 transcription factor domain-containing protein. The record is from RefSeq and is a predicted model, not a curated record. Gene Ontology annotation, molecular function: DNA-binding transcription factor activity, RNA polymerase II-specific; zinc ion binding. The transcript has 4 exons. Gene Ontology annotation, biological process: regulation of DNA-templated transcription. The coding region runs from base 1 to 1377 and encodes 458 amino acids. NCBI's taxonomy places the organism in Eukaryota, Fungi, Ascomycota, Eurotiomycetes, Eurotiales, Aspergillaceae.